AGCAGCAGCAUCUUUGAGAAGCACAAACAACAUCCAGGGAAAACCCAGGAGAUAAACCAAACACAAACCACGUCGGCGUGUUUCGGCUCCACAGUCUGCAUCCGCUGAACUCCUGUGACUUCCUCCGACUGCAAACAAGACACAAUGAAGGUUGCCGUUGUUUUCGUUCUGCUGUUCGCCACAGUCCUCUGCCGGCCGGCAAAAAAGGUUUCUCUCAGCAGUUCAGAGAGCUCUGAAGAAGUGGCGAGAAGACCAGCAUCUCCUCCCCUCAGCAAACAAGCGCUUCCUCAGCUGCGUGCAGCACCUGUACAGAACAUUGAAGCAGCACCUUCUACCAACUCAGACGAGACCACAGAGAUCUCAGAAGAAGACGAGCCGGUGGCAGCAGAGGCUCCAAUGGAAAUCAAAUCUGAGGGCGCUGACACAACUUCAUCCCCAGAAACAGCCUCUGUCGGCAGCCAGGAUAGUCAAAACAGUGAUGAUGAUGAUGAUGAUGAUGCUGACGAUGACGAUGAAACAGAGGAGGGUGAAAUUGAUGAGGAUGAAUCUAGCAACAGCUCCGAGUCGGGCGAGUCCUCAUCCCCCGCUCCUUCCACUGAAACCCCUGUGGUAGUCACAGAGGAAACCGUGGCUGAGACCACUGCUGAGCCCAUCGUGCCUACCAUCGUCACCGACACAGAUUCAGGCCGCGGCGACAGCUUGGGAGGCUACCCCAGCGACUACAAGUCCAUCGUCUACGUGGAGGAAAAGUCCUAUCACAAGGUUCCCGGCCCCUACAAGUCCUAUGAGUUCAUGGGCACAGGGAAGAAGAUGGACUAUGACAUGACAGAGGGCAACGAGGUGGACAAGUCACUGAAGGUGUACAAGGUACAGGCUAUUCAUGUCCACUCUGACAUCCUGGAGGAGGACACCAGCACCCCUGAGGUGGAGAGCCAGGGCCUUGAUACCUCCUCCGGCACCUCUCAGGACCAGGACAUCAGCAACCGCCAGGCCUCCUUCCCAGAAGAGGAGGAGAGCGCCAGCGCCAGCGACGCCACCACAAGCGACGCCACCACAAGCGAGAGCUCUAGCACUCCUGAGGAAGAGGAGGAAGAGGAAGAAAGCGCAAGCACAGCAAACGACAGCGCCAGCGCCAGUCAGGAGUCAGAGGACGAGGAGAGCCAGAGCAGCGAGGAGGCCACUGCCACGCCCGGAGCCGCUGACAGCGAAUCAGAUGAGAGCGCCGAGAGUGACUCAGAUGAGGAGGGGGCGGGACCUGUCAUCACCACUGACAUGCCAGAGGUCAUCACUGCCAAAUAAGCAUCUCCCAUCCAAUGGAAAUGGAAUGGAGGUGUCAGAUAGAAUAAAGAGCACACGCUGCAUUCAGGUGCCCUCCACUUUCCACUGUGGGGCCAAACAGGGACAGCCAAGGCUUGAUUAUUAUUGAUUUCAAUUUGUUUCUGUGAUUAUUGGUGCAUCUUUAGGAAAGCUGAAUUGCUGUUCCUUCUGGAUUGUAUUUAAAUAAACCAUCUACCCCUGCAUCCUGUGGUCUGGUUGCCCUGGUAAAUCCCGUGUUUGACCUCGCAGACAGGAAGUGGUAGGAUGGUGAAACUGCGACUGCAACAGAAGGUUGACUGACCUCAUGACCUUUGCCCCCUCCCUUCAAACCUCCGUAGCUGGAAAGAGAGUUGAGACCUGAUAUCUACACUAGCACCACAUGUCAUUUAACCAUUUACUUAUUACUGCAAUAUGCAAACCUACAUUGUUGUGUGCUUAUAAGAAUACAAUUGCAACGUUUAUUUAAAUACAUGUAAUCGUUUUAACUGUAAUAAAAAAACUUGACAUUAAGCCAUACAUUUGCUGCCCGUGUGGCUUAGCUUCUUUGCUAGCUAGUUACAAGUCUGCUGGAGUAGAACAAGGACACACACACACACACACACACACACACACACACACAAUCAUGCAUUCAACACAAUCCCGUUCAUUUGCACAGUUACCUACCUACACUACAUGUUGUUUGUCCCAUGUUGUUUACUGUAAUGUAUCAUAUUGUACCAUUUAUAAUAUUUUAAUAAAGUUCUUUUUUCAUAAAAAGA
Molecule: messenger RNA, 2075 nt
Organism: Eleginops maclovinus (Patagonian blennie)
Lineage: Eukaryota; Metazoa; Chordata; Actinopteri; Perciformes; Eleginopidae
Gene: spp1
Product: secreted phosphoprotein 1
Exons: 8
Coding region: 145-1299 (384 amino acids)
Biological process (GO): ossification; cell adhesion
Source: RefSeq, a predicted model, not a curated record